UGCCAUAUUUUGUUAUCUGUCAAUAAUUGAAUUAGUUAACCUUAAUUCUGUUACCUACUGACUAACGUAGCAUUGCAAGUGUUUAUAUUAUAAUAUAUUAUUAUUUAAAAUGAAGAUAAAAAAGCAGCAUCGGAAGAAAAAAUAUUUACAUAAACUUAAUAGAAAGAGAAUGCAUCUUAAACAAAAAAGUACAGGCGAUGUAAAAUGUCAAGUAAUUAAAGAAGCCUGGAAUCAUAAAAAGUCUUCAUAUCGAAACCUUCGUGAAAUGGGACUUGCUAAUGAUCCAAAUAAGGCUAUUAAAAUACCUAACUUUAAACAAGAACAACUACGUAUUGCUAAACAAAUUGUAAAGAAUGGUGAAUCUGAUACCGAAGAAGAAGUAGAAACGAUAAAAAGAGUUCCUCCCAAAAUACGAGUAGCAGAAACAUUAGAACGAGUAGCAAAAGCACCAAGGGAACGGAAAUUCAUGCUGCCUAAAGGACAAGUUGAAUAUGUAACAUAUUUAUUGGAUAAAUAUGGGCACGACUACAAGGCAAUGGCAAGAGACAAAAAGAAUUAUUAUCAAGAAACAUGGAAACAGAUAAGGUCAAAGAUAAAAACAUUUAUGGGUAUACCUAAACAAUAUGGAGAAUAUCUGAAAUCUAGGGGAUUAUUAGAUAAAGAAGAAAGUGAAGAAGUGUUGAAGGAACAAGCUAAAGCUUUAGUUAUGGAUGAUAGUGAUUAAGAGACUCAAUAUUAUUUUAAGAAAA
Molecule: messenger RNA, 749 nt
Organism: Nymphalis io (European peacock)
Lineage: Eukaryota; Metazoa; Arthropoda; Insecta; Lepidoptera; Nymphalidae
Product: nucleolar protein 16
Exons: 3
Coding region: 110-724 (204 amino acids)
Biological process (GO): ribosomal large subunit biogenesis
Cellular component (GO): nucleolus
Source: RefSeq, a predicted model, not a curated record